AUGGAUAAUUCUUCGAAAAAUACUCACUCCCUUGAGGUCAUGAACUGUGCGCCUGAAAAUGAGAUGGACGAAACUGAUGGGAUCUUUGUAAACUCAGCAGCACCGAUUACGUCAGAGAUUCUCUUUCAGUUAGCCAAAGAUUUUCACACACAGGUGGCGCAGCAAAAAAUAGAGAAUUCAGGAGAAAUUAGGGAGAGCAGACCGAACUUUCGUGAUAGGACUGCAAAAGAGUCGGCUUUUUUCUCCAAAAACUCUCGGAUUUUGAAAAAUAUGCUGUUUAGGCUGAAUUUAUUUAUAAAUGGUUUAUUUUUUGUAUUGGCAUAUUUAAUAGCAUACAGAAUAAGCAAAAAAUAAAAAAUUUCAACCUUCCUAUAGAUAAGCUGGAAUUCCGAUUAUCUGAACUUACUGACGAUUUUAGAUGCGGUCUAUGUGGCGGUGCUUUGAGAAGGUCUUUUAUGCUUCUAGGCUGCUAUCAUAAUUGUAAUUUUUAUUCAAUAAUAAAAUGGCAUUCGGUUCGAGAGAAAUUAGCUUUGCUAAUUUUCUCUCCCUCAUGGAAUUUUAUUAUUAGGGUUAGGUUUUCACUCGCGAACUUCUGGACAGCAACAGCGGUUUAACUUUGGGGAUAACCAAAGGAACCACUCCUCAGUCCACUCAAGAUCUCGGGCUUUUACCUCUCAGCACAUCCCCACGGGAGGAUGACCCUUAGGCAGAACACGCGCAGGAGCUGAGUUGAGCGACAAGGGCGACGGCAACGCGCCGGGUGAGACGUGCAGCAAGGCCGGUGAAGCAGGAGUUGAUAGAAGGCUUGGACGGGGCUGACCCGUGCCAAGAUGGCUCGCCUACGUCAUCAGUUUUUGCCAUAGGCCCUUUUGGGCUGCGGCACUAGACACCUUAAACACCAGAUAAUUAAGUAAGUAAGUAAGUAAUUUUUAUUCAGUCUGCAAGAUUUGCCUUGCCAGAUGGCUAAAAGAAGGCAAUAAAAAAUGUCCUUGUGGCCGAGACAUAAAAUCAUAUGUCCCGAAUAGAAUUCUCCAAUUUUUAACUUAUUUCGUGCUUUAUCAUUUCCCUGCCUUUUCGCCAAGACUAAGCAAAGCAAAUGAUUUUCUGAGGUGUUUCGAGUCUUUUAGUGAGACAGAGGUCUGUGAAAAACAAAAAGAAUUGUUUAAUUAUAGAAAAACCACCAUUUUCCAAGUCAUCACUGGGGAUCAGGCUUUUGGGUUUGAGACUUCUGGAGAAUUUUGUAUUAAGGACAUUUAUGACCUGAUUUUAAGAAAAAUUUCUGUCGAAGGAAAUAUUGUUUGUAAAGGAAAAGUCCUUGAAGAAAAUCUUAUGGUCGGGUUUAUUGAUGCUUUUAUAUGGAGAGAACCCCAAGUUCUGACUUUGAGCUUGUUAAAAAAUUAA
Blepharisma stoltei is the source of this 1401-nucleotide messenger RNA. NCBI's taxonomy places the organism in Eukaryota, Ciliophora, Heterotrichea, Heterotrichida, Blepharismidae. The record is from the annotation of a GenBank genome assembly.